Messenger RNA from Thamnophis elegans (Western terrestrial garter snake), 6320 nucleotides. It is a transcript of the gene MAP3K3, whose product is annotated as mitogen-activated protein kinase kinase kinase 3. The record is from RefSeq and is a predicted model, not a curated record. The transcript has 17 exons. Gene Ontology annotation, molecular function: ATP binding; protein binding; protein kinase activity. Gene Ontology annotation, biological process: protein phosphorylation. NCBI's taxonomy places the organism in Eukaryota, Metazoa, Chordata, Lepidosauria, Squamata, Natricidae. Bases 287 to 2257 code for a protein of 656 amino acids.
GCGAGAGCCUUGCAUAGAAUUUCAGCGCGUUUCUGUCGCUGAAGGAAGAAGUAGAGAUUCAUCGACGGAAGGCGAGCGGAGGAGGAGCCGCCGCUUGUUUCGGGCCUUGGGACGGAGGUGGCUGAAGCGGGUACCCGGGCAAAAGCUUUGGUAUGAGGAGGAGGCGGCGGCGGCGGCGGAGGUGGCUGCUGUGAGGGCGAAAGGAAGAAGAGCGGAGCCGGAGGAGAAGGGAGGAGAGCCGAGCGACGGUCGCGCCUCUCCCAGCCCAGCCGCCCCGAACGCCAAAAUGGAUGAACAGGAGGCUUUGAAUUCUAUCAUGAAGGACUUGGUUGCCCUCCAAAUGAGCCGACGUCCUAGAUUGUCUGGUUUUGACAGCAUGAAGAACAAAGAUUCCCCACAUUCCAAUAGACAGAAAAAACACAGUGCCAGCAACCCAGGUCUCCUAAACAACCUUAUGAUAAGAAAACAAAAUAGUCUUGCAGUAGAGGAAAAAAAGACACAGAGUGACAUCAGGAUAAAGUUUGAACAUAAUGGGGAAAGACGAAUUAUCCCCUUUACCCGGCCUGUCCGCUAUGAAGAUGUUCAGCAGAAAGUGAAAACAGCUUUUGGGCAGCCCCUGGAUCUCUACUACAUGAAUAAUGAGUUAUCUAUUCCUUUGAAAAAUCAAGAUGACCUUGAUAAGGCAGUAGAUCUGUUAGAUCGAAGCUCAAAUGUGAAAAGCCUUAGAAUAUUACUGCUGUCUCAGGAUAAAAAUCAUAUUAGUCUCUCAUCCCAUUCAGGGAUGCCAAAGCAAGUAAGAAUCAAAACUUCCCAAUCUAUGGGAGAUGUAAACACUACUUACCAGCCACUUGAAACCCGAAGCAGACACCUGUCCAUAAGCGCUCAGAAUACAGGUCGAAGUUCACCCCCACCAGGAUAUGUCCCAGAGAGACAGCAGCGAAUUGCUCGCCAGGGGUCCUAUACCAGCAUAAACAGUGAAGGAGAAUUUAUACCAGAAACUAAUGAACAAAACAUGUUGGAUCCCUUAAGCAGUGCUGAAAAUUCCCUAUCUGGUAGUUGUCAGUCCUUGAGCCAGUCAGGAGAAAGCUUUUCAUUCCGAAAAUCCUGCAUGUCCAGAGCCCAGAGCUUUCCAGAUAAUAGGCAAGAUUUCUCAGAUCGUGAGAAUCAAAUAUUUGAUAAAGCUGAGAAAGGUGGGACUUACCCUCGUCGUUACCAUGUCUCUAUGCAGUACAAAGAUUACAAUGAUGGCCGGAGGACAUUUCCUCGCAUUCGGCGCCAACAAGGCAACCUCUUCACACUGGUACCAUCAAGCCGUUCCUUAAGCACAAAUGGGGAGAACCUUGGUCUGACGGUGCAGUAUCUAGACACCUGUGGACAUAUGUGGAGUGCUGAAAGCGAGAAUGCUCUCACUGUGCAGGAGAGAAACAUCCCAACUAAAUCUCCAAGCGCUCCAGUCAACUGGCGACGAGGGAAGCUCCUAGGACAAGGUGCCUUUGGUCGGGUAUACUUGUGCUAUGAUGUAGAUACAGGCAGAGAACUUGCAGCUAAACAGGUCCAGUUUGACCCAGACAGUCCUGAAACAAGCAAGGAAGUGAGUGCAUUGGAAUGUGAGAUUCAGCUACUGAAGAACCUUCAGCACGAGCGGAUUGUUCAGUAUUAUGGAUGUUUAAGAGACCGAGCAGAAAAGACCCUGAGCAUUUUCAUGGAGUACAUGCCAGGGGGUUCUGUCAAGGAUCAGCUGAAAGCCUAUGGUGCACUAACGGAAAAUGUUACUCGAAAAUACACUCGGCAGAUUCUUGAAGGAGUCUGUUAUCUUCACAGCAACAUGAUUGUACACAGAGAUAUUAAAGGAGCCAAUAUUCUCAGAGAUUCUGUGGGCAACGUGAAGCUUGGAGAUUUUGGGGCUAGCAAGCGGCUGCAGACAAUCUGCAUGUCUGGGACUGGUAUCCGCUCUGUCACGGGAACUCCUUAUUGGAUGAGUCCAGAAGUGAUCAGUGGAGAGGGCUAUGGAAGAAAAGCUGACAUCUGGAGCCUUGCCUGUACUGUUGUGGAAAUGUUAACAGAGAAACCACCCUGGGCAGAAUAUGAAGCUAUGGCAGCCAUUUUCAAGAUUGCUACACAACCUACUAACCCCCAGCUUCCUUCUCAUAUAUCAGAACCUUGCCGGGCCUUCUUAAGACAGAUCUUUGUGGAAGCCAGGAAGAGACCUUCAGCCGAAGAGCUGCUCCAGCAUCAUUUUGCCCAACUCUCCUACUGAAUUAUCAUCUUUGGAAUAGCAUUCCAUUUUUAGAUGAUACCGUUGUCUGAAGUGUUGUAGUCUAUAUCAGAGAAUCCAUUCCAGAAUGCUGCCAGAUAAACAUUCUGUUUGCCUAGUAAGAUAAUGUGCAGGGGCAAUGCAAAAGUCAGCCAAUUUCAUUUUGGUAUCUUCAUUUUGAGGGAUUGAGGCUUUCCUCUGUCACUACCCAUGUGCUGACAUGGUAUUUGGCAUGUGGCUAGGAACAAUCUCAAAUGCUUCAUUUGAAUAUAGAUCUAUCUCUCAAACUUGUGAAAAUGAAAAAGGAGGAAAUGGACUCUGAGAACUGCUAACUACUACAAAAAUGUGUAUUGGGCUCUUAUUAUCACUCUGUUUUACAGCUUUUCAGGUUGCAGGGUGUUAUUUCUACUUCUCUUUAACCUACAAUGUUCCUGGGUGAUGAGAAUGGAGGAGGGGAUUCCCAUGGAUCAAAAGUACAAUGGAAUCUAGUUGGAAUAAAGGUUCCCUGUAUGAUAUAAGGAAACCGAGUUCCAUUCUGGCAGGGCUGUCUAAAGGUGUAAUGCAGAACUAUGUGUUCUGUGUCUAUGCGGUAAUCACGGGCUAACACAAUUUUUGUCUAGCAAAAAAAAUCAGUAUUGUGCAGCUCGACACUUAACUUCUGUUUUUUUAAAAGCACUGUCUAGUCUUUAUGACAUCAGAGAAAUUAGGAAUUCCUAUGGGAGAUAUUAAGAAUUUGUAGAAAUUAAAGGAAGCUGAGCAAAGCAUAGUGCUCCUUCUAUGAAUAUCAAAAGUCAGAAAAUAAAAUGAGGAAUAUACAUGGAAUUUUACAUUAUUUGCAGAAUUUAUCCAGAUUAUAGAAUGUGCCAUUUUAUGGACUGUGUUGCACAGGAUAUCAUGCAAUGAAUAAAUUGUGGCAAGAGGACUAUUGUGAGAAAGCAUGGUAUUAAUGUGCUGCCUUUAGAUUGUUGUUAGUUGAUAAGAUAACAAAUUCCCUUCUGUAGUGUUAUACAGAGUUAGGAUAUUAUGCUACAGUUAAAAUUGAUAUGAAAAUAUCUUAAUCACUUUGAGAAAUUCAGUCUCAUAUACCUCCAUUGGUAGCUUUGUCCAUCCAAAUCCCUUUCACAGGAUAAUCUCCCCCCCUCAAAUUUCUAACCAAAGAUUAUUUCAUUGUUGCCAAGAUUAUUCUUCAAAGAGAGGCAAAAUAUCACUGCUGAGCCUAACAGGAUUGUUCAUACUGAACAGAACUACCUUUUCCAGGUGCUUGUAAUGGAAAAAUUGGGGCAUGGAGAAGUGAUACUGCUCAUCUGUCUUUAUUCAUUCUGGGUUUUCUGUAUGCUUUUUUGAUCUUUAAAAGAAUAGCUUCUAAGGUUUGAGACCAUGUUUUCCCACAGUUCUGCAGAGCUGCAGUUUGUUAAUCUGGAUUUUUCCAGAAUUCUGAUUUUUUUUUUCCUAAGAAACUUCAUUUUUUCAAGAGGCACUUCUAUCAGAUUUAGUUGAGUACAAUCAGAGAGCUAACUUCUUGAUCUCACAAAUGUUUGGUUGCCAACAGCAUACCUUUAUUAUAUAAAAUGUUGGAUUAGAACCAGAUACACUCAGACAGGACCUCUAUGAGAUCUAUGAGUAUCUCCGUUAUCCAUUAUGUAGCAAAUCAUGUACACUCAAGGAGCGUUAGGACAGAUGAAGGAUGUGACCCUUACUGCUUUGCAAACAGCAUUCUGCCAGUUGUGACACUUCAGGUGUUUACUGUUAACCUUGCAAAGAUAUAUUCAUCUACCCUUGCUCUAGCCACCAACUUGUCAAGUGUUUGUGUCAAUGCAAAACUGAGAUUCAGUCUCAUCUGUCACUUUAUACAAAGUUGCCUGUGGUUGCUUGUAACAAUAUUGCAGUCUACCUACCUAGCCUCAGAUGUUAAGGAAAGCAAGUGGGGGAGCCAUGCUUUCAGUAGCACUUCUUUUAAAGCAGAAUGCAAUUAAUAUGCAGAUAAAAGCAGUUCUUUUCUGCUGUUUCCAGCCUUGUAGCUGUGGCAAAGGCCAGACCAACUAUCUUGAUGUGCUCAAGUUUUCUGUCAUAUUUACUAAAGAAUGUCUAUGGCUUUGUAACAAAUAAAGUUAUAUAAAGUGUCUGUAAGGAUGUAAAAAUGCUACCAUGAUUUCCUUUUUUUACUUCAUUUGCCAACAUAUCUAUAGGUCUGGUUUGUUGCCUUAAAAACACAUAUAUUCUUUUUCAAGAUAACAAUGUUGAGUUACAGUAUUUCCUUUGAUUUUAGCUAAAUAUCAGCAACAAGUUGAUCCCUCAUUUGUCUUUGAGAAUAUGAUAUGUUGCCUUGGCUCCUCAAUGGAUGGAUAAGCAUAAGAAAUAAGCCAAAGUGUUAUUCAUAUGGUCAGCAGUGCACUUUUAUAAAUAUAUUUAUAUCACUUUCUUAUUAAGCAUUUUACUUCAUGUAAAGAAAUUAUGAUGUCUCAUACUUUUUAUUUAUGCCAUACUUGUUUAUGUUUAUGUGUACAGCAAUUAUUAUGGAAUGGGGUGGGAGAAAUUGACAUCUUUGUGAAUUUUUAAAAAGGGGAAAGAAGCAGCUGGUUUUGCAAAGAUUUUGAUUACUGUUUAUUACAAGAUGUAUCAGGUCAAAAUACCUUUUUGUUUCCUUGCUAAUUUUGGGGGGGGGAGAAAAGUAAGUGUAAUAGAAUAGAAAUGGCAAUUUGGAAUAAUAGAAAGCCACGAAUUAUAUAUAUUAGAAAUCAUCAGUCUCAUAUGUUCCUGUUGAUAUAACACACAGUCUUCAUUGAGCUUAUUGCCAUUUCUCCACAAAACAACUACACUGUUUUGCAACAGUGAGGUUGUGCAGUUCCAGUGUAAUCUCAUUUUAAAAUAGAUUUCACUAGUUGGUCUCACAACUUUUGUAUAUCUAUUUCUGUGGUAUUUAAGCCUCUUUUUUUAAAACAAACAAGAACUGGCUUAUUAUAUGCUGUGUUUACUUGCAGUAGAAUGGUAUGUAUGCAUGCAUGUAUGUAUGUAUAGUGUGAAUAGCAUACAGAUAAUCUGAAAAAGAAGGCUAUGAUGUGGGAAACAGUCUUUGCAAUAUCUGAAUUGCUAACAUUGAUAUACUGCUACUCAGUGCAAUAAAUUUGUCCCUGAAAUUUCAUCUGGAUAAUAUUCACUGGAGUUCUACAACAUCAAAUAAUUCAGGAGUGCUUACUUCUAGGUAAAUGCAUAAAGAAUUAUAGCCUUAAAAAUGUCCCUUUUCUUUUGUAAUUUGUCUUUUAUGCCAACUAUUUCCAGAUUUUCAUUAUUUUUGCUUUAUAAAAGCCCCCCUUAGGAAUUUCUCUUGUGAACGCUUUAUGGUCUCCUGAGGAAUUCAUCUUGCAGAUUUGCUUUUGGAAGGUUUCUGAUUCUCAUCAGUGCAAAUGAGAGACAGAGAAAUGAUAUUUUGCUAAUUCUUUCACAGAACUGUAAUUAUAAGCAAGGAAACAAAGAUGGAUUUAGGCUUGGUACGACGAUUCUGUAUACUCCAGCUUCACCAGCCACUUUUCUGCUAAACAGCAUACAUUUAAAAUACCUAUUGUAUAGAAGCUAUUGACUUCAGACAACAUGUAUCUUAUUACCUUUCCUGAAUUGCCUCCUUAUAUGUGGGCUAAUUUAAUAUAUGAUUUGGAAGUUUGACAAAUAGCAAAAAAUAUAGAUUGUCUUGUUUGGUGAUACAUUUCUGCAAGAUUUCACAGCUAAUCUGAGAUCCUCUUCAUAUCAGACCUUUGAAUUUAUACCUUUGAAUGUGAUAGUAUGUCUGACUUUAAAUUUACCCAAGAAAUUAUUGAGAUUGGGUAAUUAAGUAUGCAGCCUUCUGUAUAUUUUACACUGCCAGUGCUAGAACAUUUUUUUUAAUUUAAUUAAACUCAAACAGAGAGCUUUGUAGAACAUUCUGUGAUUUAUCAUUUGGACCUGGAGUAUACAGAAGACCUUGAAGUACUUGUCUGUUUCUAAUUUUUAUGAAUUUCUAUAAUGACUGAGGCUUGCAGUGCAAAGCCAGGCAAAUGUGUAACUUUUAUUUACAAUAAAAUAUAAUUUUCAGCUA